UCACAUCUGAUGAACAAAACGUAAAUAAAUAGGGGUAUUCUCUUGCUCUUGCAAGAUUGCAGAUUGCAAAAAUACUACACCGAAAUAUACAAGGGAACGAGAGCACCCAUUGCAGAAUCUAGUGAUAUAUGAGCGACUGAUUCAAUCAAUUUAUUGUAAAUGACUAUUGUGCAUGGCUAUUGUGAAUUGGCGCACCUUCUGCAUGCAUUUUUAACAAAAAAAACUGUAACAAAACUUUAUAAUUUAAAUAGAAAUUAUAAAAUCUAAUUAAAAUUUACCUUUCUCAACAGUUUAACGACGUAAUAUGUCUUUAUGUAAAAUGGCAACUACAACAGGGAUGCAAUUUUAUUUUUGCGUGACAUUGCACACUAAUAUACACGGGUUUUGGUCUGACAUAUUUCACAGCCCUUGCAAAUAUUUUUCUGCGUGUGUUUGUUGUUGUGCCGUUGUAAAUUUGCAAUGCUUGCACCGUGCACCGGGUUUUGCAAGAGCAAGAGAAUACCCCUAAUAUUUCAAGUAGGUUUGCAAAUAUGUCACAGUGAGAAAAUCAAAGAAAAGUAUCCGAUGUAAUUAAAACAUUUGUUGAAAAUGAAGAUCCUUUGUGAGACAGUUGUGCAAGAUCGAGUAACGCAACGUAAUCGUUCACCUCGCUAUGUUAAAUCCACUCUGGCAGUUGGAUAUAAUAAUUCCGCCAAAGAUGUAGAUGGAAACAAUACCAGACUCCUAGAAAUAAUGCAUUUUACACCACAGAAUCAAGCGGGCGAACGAUUCAAAGUCACCAAUAACAUUGAUAAAAUAUUCUCCAAAUUUUUGCGAGAUGGCAAAGUUACCAUUGGUUUCAAAGAGCCGGCGAUAAAUCUCAUGAUCAAUUGCGAUCCCAUACCGUUGAAGGGUUUCCUACAAACUAUAAAGCUUGGUUUGGAGGGGAAAGAUUCAAUAAACUUAAGACUGAAUAUAGCAGCUGCGACUGCUAUACUACAACGCUCAAAGCCACAAGAGAAAUUGACGGUUUUGCGUCGUGGAGAUUAUCCAGUCAAAGGAUUUCCACGCACUCUGAAAUCAUUAAAAAUUUCGAACAUACAAUUACUGAAAAUAACAUUUGAUAUUUGCUCCCUACGUAAUUUAACUACGCUCGAUUUAAGUGAUAAUCAAAUUUCUAAAGUGCCACGUGAGAUGGGUCGUUUACCACUUGUGUCUUUUACUAUUAACAACAACCAAUUGGGUACAAUUAACAAUUGGGAAUGGUUGCGUGGCAAAGAAAUACGUAAAUCUCUGCGUGAAUUAGAUUUAUCUGCCAACGAAUUAAACCAUUUUCCACUUGACAUAAUACGCCUUGAGCAGCUGGUGGGACUUAAAUUAAGUGAUAAUAAAAUUAAACGAUUACCGUUUGGCUUCCGUCGUCUUCGUAACUUACGCAACUUAAAUAUAGCUUCUAAUUUGCUGACUUCACUGCCAUCCGAUUUCAACCAAAUGCGUAUUGUUGUGCUGGAUCUGUGGGGAAAUAAAUUUGGCAUGAAAAUGGAGCAUAAUAUAAGUGAGGCAGGCACUAAUAAACUCAAUUCUGCGCCACUGUGGCUUUUAGCGGCACGUGCUGUUUGCCAAAAUAAAUUGCCUUAUUCUGCGGGCACAAUACCUUGGAUGUUGAUCGACAUUUUGGCUGAAUCGCCGCUUUGCGCUUGUGGAAAACUAUGCUUCGACACUACAAUUUAUGAACGAGCUGUGAUGGCUACGCUAGAUAACGUAAAGACAUUAGUUAGCAGUAGAGAACACUUAAUUUAUGCUGAUAUAGUGCUGUGUGGAAUGAGUUGCGGAGGACGAAAACAAAUGCUUUUUUAUGAGCAACCUUAACAGAGAACAGAGGAGUAUAGUAUUUAAAUCUCAUUAUUGCUGUUUAUGUAUAGUUUUCGCUUCAAUCAAUUGCAGCAUUUAUAUAACAAUUUCUAAUUUAUUUGAAAAAUAUUAUUUUUAUUUUCAAAAAUAAUAAAAAUUCACUUACAAAUCAGAUGUAGCAUCUCAAAUAAAUGUUUAU
Molecule: messenger RNA, 2029 nt
Organism: Bactrocera dorsalis (oriental fruit fly)
Lineage: Eukaryota; Metazoa; Arthropoda; Insecta; Diptera; Tephritidae
Gene: Lrr47
Product: leucine-rich repeat protein 1
Exons: 2
Coding region: 589-1848 (419 amino acids)
Molecular function (GO): protein binding
Source: RefSeq, a predicted model, not a curated record